Messenger RNA from Orcinus orca (killer whale), 2565 nucleotides. It is a transcript of the gene ZNF169, whose product is annotated as zinc finger protein 169. The coding region runs from base 607 to 2412 and encodes 601 amino acids. Gene Ontology annotation, biological process: negative regulation of transcription by RNA polymerase II. The transcript has 5 exons. Gene Ontology annotation, molecular function: DNA-binding transcription repressor activity, RNA polymerase II-specific. The record is from RefSeq and is a predicted model, not a curated record. Lineage: Eukaryota; Metazoa; Chordata; Mammalia; Artiodactyla; Delphinidae.
AUAAAUAAAAAAAAAAAAAAAAAAAAAAAUGCCAGGACCUUUGGCACAUUUUAGAAGUUCAUUCAUUACGCGCUGUUAUUUAAAUAUAAAAACACUAGGGUGAAUCUGCAGUAUGGAGGACAAGUACACACCCAGGUGACUAAAAACUAAGAGGACCCCACAAGUUAAAAAAGAUUUUAGUGCUCACCUGAACCACCCUUCUAAUGCACCUGAAAGUCACUUUACUAGACUUUACUUAUCUAAUUUUCCACAAUUUCUCCCAGAGCCCAAGUGGCUGUAAUUAUGGAUCUUGAGCGCGGGUUCCAACAGAGCAGAAGGGAGGCGUACUGGAGCUCAACAACUGGGUCCAGUGGGGAAAUGUGCCCGCGCCCCGGCGCAUUGUGGGUAAUGUAGUCCCGCGCCCACCGGUGAUCUGGCGAGUACGAUCUUGAGCUUCGGAGCCCUCUAAGCAUUUUGGGUAUUGUAGUCCCUCCCAGAGGUAUUGUGGGUAUCGCACUUCCGCUUCGCGCUGUUGUAUUUCUGGACAUUGUGACCAUCUUUUAAAGCUCAUGCUCUGCCUCUGCAACUUGACUCUUGUCUAGGAAGAGCACUCAGCAGACCAAGAAUAUGGCCCCAGGGCUCCUGACAACCAGGGAUGAGGCAUUAAUGGCCUUCAAGGAUGUGGCUGUGGCCUUCACCCAAAAGGAGUGGAAGCUACUGAGUCCUGCUCAGAGGACCCUGUAUCGGGAUGUAAUGCUGGAGAACUACAGCCAUAUGGUGUCGCUGGGAAUCGCCUUUCCUAAACCAAAACUCAUCAUACAACUGGAGCAAGGGGACGAGCCCUGGAGAGAGGAGAGUGAAAGUCUUCUGGACCUUUGUCCAGCAGAACCAAGAACAGAAUUCCAGCCCCAUCUCUCCUGCCCAGUGAGUUUUUCCAGUCCACAGUUCCUCCAUCAAUAUGUGCUCUGCGGUCACUUCCCUCAGAUCUUCCCAGGUUCAUCUGCAGGAAGCCACUUCCUACUAGAAGCUCCAAGCUGCUCGAGUAACAAAGCAGAAGAUGAAGAGAGAGAAGGCUCUUGCACUGUGUUUGGGAGGCUGCGGCUGAGCGGGACUUCAAGGGCAUUCUUCAGCCCAUCUCAAGGUCAGCCAGUAGACCAGGAAGGCAACAGUGGUGGAGGAAUAGAUCAGGGGGUGAUCCCUGAGGAGACAGAUGCAAUGUUGACAGGGGCAGACAUCUCAGAAUCUGGAGCAGUCAUAUGUGAAAAAUACAGACUAGGACUUAGCACAAAGUCAAGCCUCUUUAGCCUCCAGAAGCUUCAUGUGUGCCCUGAAUGUGGCAGAAGCUUCUACCAGAGGUCAGACCUCAUCAAGCACCAGAGGACACACACGGGGGAGAAGCCCUAUAGUUGUAGGGAGUGUGGGCGAGGCUUUGGCCGGAAGUCCUCCCUCACCAUACACCAGAGGAAACACUCAGGGGAGAAGCCCUACAUGUGUAGGGAGUGUGGGCGACACUUCAGGUAUACAUCCUCCCUAACCAACCAUAAGAGGAUACACUCUGGGGAGAGACCCUUUGUAUGUCAGGAGUGUGGGCGAGGCUUUCGCCAGAAGAUUGCCCUCAUCCUGCACCAGAGGACACACUUGGAGGAGAAGCCUUUUGUGUGUCCAGAGUGUGGAAGAGGCUUUUGCCAGAAGGCAUCACUCCUCCAACACCGUAGCUCACAUUCGGCUGAGAGGCCCUUCUUGUGCCUUGAGUGUGGGCGUGGCUUCAGGCAGCAGUCGCUGCUCCUCAGUCAUCAGGUCACACACUCAGGGGAGAAGCCUUAUGUUUGUGCCGAGUGUGGGCACAGCUUUCGCCAAAAGGUCACUCUCAUCAGACACCAGAGAACACACACAGGGGAGAAGCCUUACAUGUGCUCUGAGUGUGGGCGUGGCUUUAGCCAGAAAGUCUCCCUCAUGGGCCACCAGAGGACACACACGGGUGAGAAGCCUUAUGUGUGCCCUGAGUGUGGGCGUGGUUUUGGUCAGAAGGUCACCCUCAUCAGACACCAGAGGACGCAUACUGGGGAGAAGCCUUAUCUGUGCUCUGAGUGUGGACGUACCUUUGGCUUCAAGUCACUCCUCACCAGACACCAGAGGACACAUUCAGGGGAGGAGGCUGAUGUGUACGGAGUAUGUGAGCAAAGACUUGGUCAGAAGACCCACCUCACCUCUGACCAGAGGACAUACUCAGGAGAAAAGCCGUGUGUGUGUGAUGAGUGUGGACGUGGCUUUGGCUUCAAGUCAGCCCUCAUCAGACAUCAGCGGACCCAUUCAGGAGAGAAGCCAUAUGUGUGCAGGGAGUGCGGUCGUGGCUUUAGCCAGAAGUCUCACCUCCACAGACAUAAGAGGACCAAGUCUGGCCAUCACCUCCUGCCACAAGAGCUGUUCUCUUGACGUUUCCUUUCUUUUCCCCAUGAGUGUGUAGAUGGCAGAAAUCACUAGGAAAUGUUCCACUUUCCUUAAAUUCAGUCGAGGAAAAAAAUGUUGCAUUCUUUCAGUGAUCUUAAGAUAGUUGAUUUAUGGUUUACUUCUUGCACUAGCAAUGUG